This is a messenger RNA of Rubroshorea leprosula, 688 nucleotides long. NCBI's taxonomy places the organism in Eukaryota, Viridiplantae, Streptophyta, Magnoliopsida, Malvales, Dipterocarpaceae. The record is from the annotation of a GenBank genome assembly.
CUUUUAUUUGGCUGUUGCUGCUUUCCCUCUUCCCGUAUCUCACUCCCUCCCCACAGUUCGAAUCGCACUCGGAGCUCCGGACAGAGUCAAAUGGCCAACAAUCCGUCGCAGCUCCUCCCGUCAGAGUUAAUCGACCGGUGCAUCGGGUCAAAGAUAUGGGUGAUAAUGAAAGGGGACAAGGAGCUUGUUGGUACUCUCAGAGGCUUCGAUGUCUACGUUAACAUGGUCCUCGAAGAUGUCACUGAAUAUGAGAUCACUGCUGAAGGAAGAAGGAUCACAAAGCUUGAUCAGAUUUUGCUUAAUGGAAACAAUAUUGCCAUUCUGGUUCCUGGUGGCUCACCUGAUCCGGAGUAGGAGUAGGCUAACACUUGAAUCUCCUAUUAUUCUCUUAUAGUGUGCCCCCUGGGGAUUGGAUGCAGUAUAAUCCUCUGUUUUGAGGGAAGAAUAUCCUCAAGAAGCUUCUUUUCUUACCUUGAUAUCUGUAAGAUUCUCCACAUCUGUGGUUGUAGGACAGAGUUUCUUUUUUAAUUAAGGUUGUAGGACAGAGUUGGAUCAAUCUAUUCAAAGUCUAAUGAUUAAUUGUUCUUGUGGUAACAAUGAAGUGUUUUUUGUCGGAUAGAUAUAGCCUUUCAAAAUUUUCUUGUUGAUUGUUACAAUUUGACUCUUUUACCUGGCAUAUCUUGUGCAU